AUGGAUCUUAGUACAACUUUUCACCCUCAGACUGAUGUUCAGUCUGAGCGGACUAUUCAGGGCAAGUUGAGCCCAAGGUAUAUUGUUCCUUUCGAGAUUGUUGAUCGUUUUGGUGAGGUGGCGUAUAAGUUGGCUUUUCCACCUGGUUUGUCAGGUGUUCAUCCUGUAUUUCAUAUUUCAAUGCUUAAGAAGUAUUAUCAGGGUGGUGAUCAUUUUAUUCAAUGGGAUUCAAUGUUACUUGAUCAGAAUUUGACUUUUGAGGUUGAGUCGAUCACCAUUUUUGAAAGGAAAAUUCUAAAGCUAAGGUCCAAGGAGAUUGCUCCAAUAAAGGUUCAGCGGAAGCAUCGUUCAGUGGAGGAGGCUACAUGGGAGACAGAGUCAGACAUGAGGAGUAAAUAUCAUCAUCUUUUUGAGCGUUCAGGUUAG
This is a messenger RNA of Solanum lycopersicum (tomato), 426 nucleotides long. NCBI's taxonomy places the organism in Eukaryota, Viridiplantae, Streptophyta, Magnoliopsida, Solanales, Solanaceae. The record is from RefSeq and is a predicted model, not a curated record.